AUGGCAGCUCAUAUACCUUAUAACAUUCUUAAAUCUCCAAGAAUUGUGGCUUUGGCAACAAGAAUGAAAAUUUCUCCUGCACAUCACAAUAAUCUGCACUCACUGAUGCCAUUAUUGAACAAUCAGGAGGUGAUGCUAGCAAAAUUGCUGUAUCAUAUGCCACAGCAGACAGGUCCAGGUUUAUGGUUAAUGAAGAAAUUGCUUCUGAAGUUUGGAAGUCAUGGGUUCUACCAAAGUUAUUAUCAUGGUAUUAAGGGUAAAAAUAACAAUGACACUAAUAAUUUAUAUAAUCAUUUUAUAGAUUGUCUGAAUGAAUCACCAAAGCUUGUAAAAAAAAAAUUUGCAGCUGAUGUUUUGAAACAGAGUCUUGUACCUAAAACUAAAAGUGGAAUAAUACUUGUAAAAUCUUCAUCUGAACUUGACACAAAUACAAAGAAUAAUGAAGGUGUGUCACGUUUAAUAAGUAAUUCGUAUGAUAACAACCUUACCAGUUUUGUAAAAAAAGUAGGCACCAAUUCCACAAUGAAUAUGGUUGCUAAUGACUUAUAUUCUGAUCUCCAAGAGUGUUCUUUUUCAAAAUCUUUAGAAAAGGCUGUCAGUUCAACCUCUAUUAUUUGUGUCUUUGUGACUCAUUGCGAUUGGCAGUGCAUAUCUAACUGCGAUACUAAACUGAAUUUUAAAGAACGCACAAUAUAUUCAUUUGACUGUGAAGAUUGUGGCUAUCGAAGAUUAGUGGCAAAUUGGACUAUAGAAGAUGAUAAAGGAAAUUUUCCAGAAGAACUUUCUGUUCAAAAUGCUACUUCUACAGGGUUUUUAAUCCCCAGUCUUGUAAUUAAUAAAGAUAUUCUUUUUGAAUCAAAAAACUACACAUUUACUUUGAUGGUUGGCUACGUGAAUUCUGUCAAAAAAGUUAAAUUAAAGUUUAAAAAGUCAACUUGUUCUCAGCCUACUCCAGGAUAUUGCAUUAUCAACCCAACAGAAGGGAUUGCCCUUGAGACAAAGUUUAUACUUAUUUGUGAUGGAUGGAGAGAUUCUGAUGGAUUGCUUCGUUACGCUUUUUAUUAUGAUAAUGGUCAGUCACAGCAAAUAAAACUUAGUAGUGUAACCUCAAUAGACUAUCCCAUGUUGAAUCCAGGUACUACUGACCAACCAAGUUUAAUAAACUUUGUAAUGGGUCCAGGUGAUGAGAACAACGAUUUCAAAAUCAGAAUUAUUAUAAAAGUGAUUGGAAAGUACCAAGCAUACACGGAAAAUUAUCUAUAUAUCAAGGUGUACCCAAAUAAUAAAACAUUGAAUUUCAAAAACUUGAUAGCUAACAUCAGUCUUAAUGAUACACAAAGUAUUGCUAAUCUUGUUCAAGCAGUUAGCAAUAAUAUAAACAAAAACUUUGCAAAUCAAUAUAAUAUCACUUCGUUGUCUGCUAAUGAAUUAUUUGGUAUUGUUGAUGAAGAUAUUUUGAAACAACAAAAGCAGCAAGAAUUGUCUAGUUUACAAGAAUUACGCACACAGUUAAUUGAUUUAAUGAGCAAUUUGUUGCUUGACGACUUAAAUUCUUUUAAAUCAAUAAGUGAUGCUUUAGUUGUUACAACACAAAACCCAUUACAGAUUGUUCCUCAGGCUCAGAAUCAAGCAGCAUCUAUAGUAGAUAAACUAGCUAAAUUAUUCACCAAAAAACAUCUAAAAGGUUUUGGUGCAGAAAAAUUUGAGAUUAUGUCCCAGUCAUUUGUAAAUUCACUCUCUAACUUGCUGCAACUUACUCCUUCGAUACCAUCAUUAAAUUACUUGCAACAAGAUGAAAAAAUAGUGUCACAAUUAAUAAAAUCAAUGGAAAACUAUUUAAUAGCAGUACAAUCAUACAAAGUUCCAGGUGAAAAUAUAACAGUUGGCGAAACAAAGCAGUUUGAUUUUUUGUUAAAAAAAGAUAUUUUUAUUGGUUUAAAUAACAGUUUUAUUGGUUCAUCUGAUGGUUGGUUUUCUUUACCAGAUUCUAAGGAAUUGUUUAAUGAGUCUUUAAAAAAUUCACAAAUUUCAAUUCAUAAUGUCAGAAUGAAAGAUGUUGUUCACACAUGGGAUACUGAUCGAUCUAAAAACAUUCGCACAGAAACUCAAACUCUUUUUUUUUCUGAUUCUAAUGGUCAUCCAAUAAAAGUAAGUAACAGCUCUCAACCAAUAAACAUUUCAAUAAGAAAUAAACCUGAAACAAUGAAUGGGGAAAAUAUAUCUUUAUCUAUGCCUAACGAUGCAUACCAUGUCAGCCUUUCAAUUGCAUCAGGCUGUAAGAUGCUUUUAAAAUUCAUUUUCAAAAAUGAUGAAAAUAAUUUAACAAAUCUUAUUGUUUAUAUUCAAUAUGGAAAAGUAGCAACAAAACUUGAUUAUGACAUUAUGCUCAACAUUUCUGUCAAACAGGGUGUUGUCAUAACAAAAAACAACCAUUUAACCGAUACAGCAAUAUUGAACAUUAGCAAAACAAUAACUAAAGAUUCUAAUAGAGCUUUACAAAGAAAUCAAGAUGUUCUGCUUCUUGCUGAUGGUGCAAUAAUGUUAUGGAAUUUUGACAAUUCAACAUACUCAUUGUUAAAUAAAAGUGAACUACAUUUUAUGUUUUUGUAUUCUGGUGCAAUGCCAGCUAAAAAGUUAGUUACAAACACAUAUAAUUUUGAUGAGACAGAGUAUUUUGGGAAGUUUGAUUAUGAAAUGAAAUCAUUUUGUGUUGAAUGCAGUUACUGGAAUGAAGACGCAAACAAAUGGAUGUCAGAUGGAUGUCAGCUUGAUGUUGAUCACACAAGUUUUUUAAUAACCAAAUGUAAAUGCAAUCAUUUGACAACUUUUGGCGGAUUAUUUGUUGCUCCCAAUCGUUUACCUACACUUUCUAUAUCAAAAAUAAAAAAAGGAUAUGUAUUACUUAUAACAGUUAUAACAGUAAUUUCAUUAUGGUUGCUUGGACUGUUAAUCACAAGAAGAUUAGAUAGACAAGAUAUCUCCAAGGUUGGUGUUUGUCCACUUGCUGAUAAUCGGGAUGAAGAUACUUACUUGUAUCAAAUCAUUGUAAAUACUGGUUCUCAGAAAAAUGCUGGCACCAAAUCAAACAUCUUUUUUAAUGUUGCAGGCGAAUUAAAUGAUAGUGGAGUAAGACAUUUAAAAGAUCCAGAAAGACAAUGUUUUCAAAGAUCAAGCUGUGACAUGUUUAUUAUGGCUACUCAGAGCACUCUUGGUGAUUUAGAUUUUAUUCAGUUGUGGCAUGAUAAUAGUGGUGGAGGUUGGUAUGUAAAAAAUGUUAUAAUCAUUGACUUUCAAACUGAGAAAAGGUUUGUGUUCAUUGUCAAUUGCUGGAUUGCUGUGGAUCGUGGCUUGUGUAAGUUAGACUGUGUUAUACCAGUAGCAUCAUUUGAAGAAUCAACUAAUUCUCUUUUUGUUUUUAAAAAUAAAGCACAGCAUAAAUUGCAUAAUGAGCAUUUAUGGUUUUCAAUCUUUUUUCGUUCGCCUAAAAGUAACUUUACUAGAUGUCAAAGGUUAUCUGUUGCAGUAUCUUUAAUUAUGACUUCCAUGAUGGUUAGCACAAUGUUUUAUCACAGUGUUUCUCAAGCAGAUCCAGCAGUAGAAAAUAAAGUUGGCAACUUCAUAAUUAAUUGGACACAGGUUUUUGUGGUAUUAAUUUCCACUUGCAUUAAGUUUCCAGUAAAUUUUAUACUUGUGAAGUUAUUUUGUUCAAUAAGAAAAUCUCCAAGAAACAAUACACAUAAUUGCUUAACUUGUGAUACAAACAAUGUUGUUCGAAAAGAGUCAUAUGCUUGUGUACAUCUCCUAGAAAACAAUGACUCACACCCAAACAAAAAAAAACUGUUAAUUUCUAUUGAAAAAUGCAAAUUGUAUAUGGCAUGGUUCAUUUGUGUUGGAAAUAUUCUUGCUUGUGGCAUUAUUGUUUUCAUGUAUGGAGUGGCAUUUGGAAAUCAAAAAUCAUUGAAUUGGUUAGCAUGUGUCACUAUUGAUUUUGUUAAAAGUAUACUUGUAUUGGAUCCAUUAAAAAUUUUUAUAGUGGUUAUUGUUAUGGUUCUCAUUGUAAAAAAGAUUGAUGACGAAACUGAAAAUAGUGAAGUUGAAAAGCAAGGUAAAAGAUUGGCUUUUGAUGAAAAUUGGCUCCACAAGCCUAAAGAUAAAUUUAGAAUGGAUAGUGAUUGCAUAUUAAUGCAGCCUCUUGAUUAUUCAACAGUAAAAAAGAUGAGUGAGCAAAGACAAAAGCACCAGAAGAUACACGCUAUAAUUAAAGAACUGUUUUUGUACAUUUUCUAUGCAUGCUUAGUGUUCUUUAUUGGUUAUUUUUCACAUAGUGGACUCACUUUUUAUCAAACUCGCAAUGUUCAAGAACUUUUCAAUUUGAAAUUAAGAUUGCCUGCAAAUCCAAACAUCCCAUUAUUUAAUCAGAUUCAAUCCUCACAAGAUUUUUGGCAUUGGAUGGAAGAAUUUUUUCUACCACAAGUUUUUCCUGAACCUUGGUAUAACUUAAGUGAUUUUUAUGCAAAUACAGACAUAAAAAAUUUCCCUGGAAAACUUUUUUUAAAUGAUCUUAACUCGAAAAUUGUGAAUGGAAUACGAGUUAGACAAGUUCGUGUAAAGCCAAAUUCUUGCACAAAAGCCAACUCAAUUGCCAAGUUUAUUGCUAUAAAUUGUUUGUCUCCAUAUAAAACUACUUUAGAGGAAACAAGAGGUUUUGAUUUGAAUUGGACUAUUCCAAAACAAUAUAACUCUACAAUUAAUACUUUGACAAUGCCUUGGAGGUAUCAAACCUGGCAAGAGCUUGAUGGGUAUCCAUAUAUAGCUAGAAUAAACACUUACUAUGGCGGUGGUUAUGUUAUAGAAUUAUUUUCCAAGUGGAAAAAUCAAGUUAUUCUUGAUCAAGCAAAAAAACACAGAUGGAUUGAUAGACAAACACGAGCUAUAAUAAUUGAAUUUGUUUUGUUUAACGCCGCUACUAAUUAUUUCAAUAUGGUUACAAUGGCCUUAGAGUUUCCAGCUUCUGGUGGAGUUGUUCCUAAUUUUUCUGUUCUAACAUUCAAUUUAUAUGCAUCAGCGACUGAAUCAAAGGCUAUGUUGGGUUCCCAAAUUCUAUUUAUCUUGAUGACUAUAUUAUUUACUAUUCGAGAAUCUCGUUUUUUAUAUCGAGCUGGUUGUAAAUAUUUUGUAGAGUUUUGGAAUUUAGUGGAAGUUGCAUUGAUAAUACUAUCUAUUACUGCUGUAGGACUUUUCUUUUAUAAAGAUUAUCUAGCCAAAGUUUUAUUGCAACGGCUUCCAGAUAAAAAACCACAGGUGUUUAUCAAUUUCCAGUUUGCAUCUUACUGUGAUAUGUUGUAUGUGUGCAUUGUUUCACUAAUCAUUUUCUUUGUUACUUUAAAGUUCAUUAAACUUUUGCAGUUCAAUCAUCAUGCUUCAAUGAUAUCUUAUACUUUAAAAGCUGCAUGGUAUCCUUUAUCAAUGUUUGGAAUUGUCUUUUUUAUCAUUUUGUGUUCAUUUGUUACUUUUUCUAAUAUUGCCUUUGGCGCAUUAAUGUUUGAGUACAAAACUUACAGUGAAGCAAUAGUUUCGACAGUUUCAUUAUUAUUGGGAAAGUUUAGUUUUAAUCAAUAUGAACGUGCUAACAUUUUUCUUGGCCCAAUUUUUUUUUUCGGUUUCAAUGUUACAGUAAAUUGGAUCAUAAUGAACGUGUUUAUAUCCAUUUUAAAUGAUGCUUUUAGCAUAGUUCAUGCAAAUCAUGAGUUCCAGAGUAAUGAUUAUGAGAUAGUUGGUUUUAUUUUGAAACGCAUUAAAGGUUGGUUUAAACAUAGACAAAGAAUAUCACAGACCCAGACACAAGUACAGUCAGAAAAGAAAUUUUACUCAAAUAGUAAAGUUAUACAAGUUACAGAGUAUGUUGAUAAAUAUUUAAAAAAAAACGAUUCCAUCAAAAAAGUGGAAUCUAAAAAACUAUACGCUGUUGAAUUAACUAACGUUUCAUUCGAAGAUUUAUCAUCAAAAUUCGAUUACUUAUUGAACGAGAGUAAACUUGAUAUUGAAAUAAGUGAAACAAUUGAUCAAAUAUUCGAUAAAAAUUUAUUUGAAAAGUUUAUUGAAAGUAUGAAGGUUGUCUAUCAUAAUAAUAAAAAAAAGGUCAAACUUACAAAAAUGAAUGAAGUUAUUAUAAUGGACACAGAGGAAGAAAUAUUUUAAUAUAUUUGUUUAUACUUUUUUCAAGUUUUUUUAUUUUUAUUAUUAUUAUUAU
Molecule: messenger RNA, 6250 nt
Organism: Hydra vulgaris (swiftwater hydra)
Lineage: Eukaryota; Metazoa; Cnidaria; Hydrozoa; Anthoathecata; Hydridae
Source: RefSeq, a predicted model, not a curated record